AUAUAAGACAUAAUAGUUAUACUUCUGAAACAAACCUUUUUCUCAACUCACUGCGCAGUGCGUGCGUGCAUGCGAUUUGUAAUCUUUAUGUAAUUAAGAAUAGUCUUCCUUACUUCUCUUUGAACAUGACGGACUGCUCAACUACUAACGAAGCAACAGUUGAACCAAACCAAAUAAAUCUUCUUAUCGGUAUUACAAUAGCUGUCUCCACCUCAUUUAUUCAAUCCCUCGGACUUACUAUACAACGAAAAUCACAUGUUCUGAAUGAAAACAUUUAUCCCAAAGAGCUACGGCGAUCUGCAUGCAGAAGACCGUUAUGGCACUUAGGAUUUGACACCUAUCUAAUCUCCAAUAUUAUUGGAAGCGUAUUCUCUAUCGGUUACCUUCCUAUUAUCAUAUUAGCACCUUUGGGUGCAGUAACUUUAAUUUUUAAUGCAUUAUUUGCCCAAUUAUUAUUGGGUGAUGUAUUCUCAAGGAAGUCAGUAAUAGCGGUAAUGAUUGCUUUCUUUGGUGUGGUCAAAGUACAAAACCAUUCUCUUAACGACCUAAUAGAAUUAUAUAAGCGUCCAGCAUUUAUCGCAUAUUUCUCAACCAUCGAGUUUAUCCUUAUUGUAGUUCUUAUCGCAGCCAAAUACGGUGAAUAUUUACUAAAUAGACGAUGUGACCGUGAAUUAAUAUUUGGAUGGCAUUGGAAAAAAUUUCAGACAGUUCUUGGGAUAACAUACGGUAUGGUCGGAGGAAUGAUAUCCAGUCAGAGUUUAUUAUUUGCAAAGAGUGGUAUAGAGUUACUAGUUUUGACAGUUAAUUGUCGAAAUCAAUUUGAUCGACCGUUGAGUUGGAUUAUUGUAAUAGCACUAGUUGUCACAGCCUUAUUACAGGAAUUAGCAUGGUAUCAGAUAUUAUUGGUAAUAUUAGGUAUAUGCAUAUUGUUAUGCGGCGUUCUUGUGUUAUCUUGGAGACGUAGCGUUGCUCCCGAAGAAGGAUUAUUAACAGGGGAAGAUAGAAUGUUAUACGGGCAAGAUAUAGAAGGGUUAACAGAGCUAUAUGAAGGUGAAGUUGG
Molecule: messenger RNA, 1060 nt
Organism: Racocetra persica
Lineage: Eukaryota; Fungi; Glomeromycota; Glomeromycetes; Diversisporales; Gigasporaceae
Source: the annotation of a GenBank genome assembly